Molecule: messenger RNA, 705 nt
Organism: Exophiala spinifera
Lineage: Eukaryota; Fungi; Ascomycota; Eurotiomycetes; Chaetothyriales; Herpotrichiellaceae
Exons: 2
Coding region: 1-705 (234 amino acids)
Source: RefSeq, a predicted model, not a curated record
AUGUCCUUCAGGCCAGCAUUGAUUGUUGUUGAUAUGCAGAAUGACUUCUGUCCACCUGAUGGUUCCCUGGCUGUUGCUGGAGCCCGGGAUAUCAUUCCGUUGAUUAACCGCCUGCUCGGCUCGUCGAAGUUCGUGAUCAAGGUUGCAACUCAAGAUUGGCAUCCUCGGGAUCACAUUUCGUUUGCAACUAACCACCCUCCUCCCAACAACAAACCCUUUGAAUCUUUCGUCGACGUGCGGAAUCUCGUCGCCAACAAGCCGGAGCAAACCAUGAAGCAACGCCUUUGGCCGGUUCAUUGUCUCCAGCAAACGAAAGGCGCAGAGAUUCUUGAAGAAAUUGACCUUUCCAAGGUUGACGCCAUUGUUUACAAAGGCAUGGACUCGAGGGUUGAGAUGUAUUCUGCGUUUUCUGACUCUUUUGGGAACAUGACUGCUGGUGCUGGAGGUGUGAACGUUGACCUCGCUGCUCUCUUGACGGAGCAGCAAAUAACUCAUGUCUACGUUGUUGGUUUAGCCGGGGAUUACUGUGUCAAGGAAUCUGCGCUAGGUGCUGCCAGGGCUGGUUUCACGACGUAUCUAAUUGAAGAGGCCCAGAAAUGUGUUGACCCUUCCUCCUGGUCUGAUAUCAAAGCAGAGCUGUCGCAAGGCUCAGUCUCUUUAAUCAACAUCGACAGUCACGAGUCGCAACGAGUCCUUGAAGCAUGA